This is a messenger RNA of Solanum tuberosum (potato), 2665 nucleotides long. RefSeq lists its product as uncharacterized. The transcript is spliced from 6 exons. Bases 271 to 2595 code for a protein of 774 amino acids. Lineage: Eukaryota; Viridiplantae; Streptophyta; Magnoliopsida; Solanales; Solanaceae. Gene Ontology annotation, molecular function: protein dimerization activity. The record is from RefSeq and is a predicted model, not a curated record.
UGAAAUUAAAAGCGCGCUUAAGCGCAAAAGCGAGGCGCUAAUGCACUCUGCCGCUUCGCAUGACCUAAGGCGAGGCUCAUUUCCCUAUACUGCAAUUAAUGGGAAGUCACAGAGUUUCUAAAAGACCAAAAAAAAAAAAGAAGAAGAUGAAGAAUUAUAAGAAGACAAGAGGACUUGAAGGCUUGAAGAAGCUCAAAAAAAAACAAUCAGAUCUGAUUCUUCUUCCGCUGGCAGACAAGCAGCAAGCAAAUAUAGCCUAUAGAAGUAGAAAUGGCAGAGGACUUGUCUAAAGGCAAUAGAAGGGAUCCUGGUUGGAAAUAUAACUACUUGAAGGACCCCGAUGACACUACAAGAGUCACGUGCAAUUUUUGUGGAAAAACAACCACGGGUGGAAUUAAUUGGGCAAAACAACAUUUGAUUGGAAAUUUUAGGAAUGCAGCGAAGUGUAAAAAAUGCCCAGAGGAGGUUAGAGAGGAACUGAAAAAUUACAUGGAGGAGAAAAAAAUAAGAAAGGAAGUCUAUACUAACGAGUUUCCCGAAUUUGAUGAGUUUGAAUAUCAAGACAAUAUUGGUGGAGAAGAUGAAGUCCAAGAGAUCAAUCAUAAGAAAAGAGGCGGAGGAAGCUUUCCUAGUGGCUCUAAUAAGAAACUGGCCAAAGGAAAGGGACCUAUGGAUAUGUUUCUACAAAAGCGUGGAACACUUAGGCAAACAAAUAUCAAAGACUCGUGUGAUAAAGAAGCAAGAGCAAUGACGAUUCAAAAAGUAGCUCGCUUCUUUUAUGAUAAUGGGAUCCCAUUCAAUGUAGCUCGCUCAAAAAGUUUUAAGGAAGCAAUUGAGGCUGUAGGAAGGUAUGGUCCAAACUUGAAGCCUCCAAGCUACCAUGAAUUAAGAGUUCCAUUACUUAGGAAGGAAGUUGAGUUGACCAAUGAGAUUAUAAACAGACAUAGAGAAGAAUGGGUGAAGUAUGGAACUUCCAUUAUGGCAGAUGGUUGGACAGAUAAAAAACAGAGAACUUUGAUAAACUUUUUGGUGAAUUCUCCACAUGGAACAGUGUUCAUUGAGUCGAUAGAUGCUUCCUCACUUGUUAAGACCGGAGAGAAGUUAUGUGAAUUGCUAGAUAGAUAUGUGGAACGCGUUGGAGAACAGAAUGUGGUUCAAAUUGUAAGUGAUAAUGGUAGCAACUUUGUGUUGGCUGGUCAACUGUUACAGAGAAAAAGACCACACAUAUUUUGGACGCCAUGUGCAGCUCAUUGUAUAGAUCUUAUGUUAGAAGACAUAGGGAAGAUUCCUAUCAUCAAGAAGACCCUCCAAAAAGCAAUUGCCCUUGUCGGUUUCAUUUAUGGACACUCAGGAGUCUUAAAUAUGAUGAGAGAUUUCACUAAAAAUAAAGAGUUGGUGAAAUGUGGAAUUACUCGAUUUGCAACGAGUUUUCUGACUUUGCAACGGUUGCAUUGUCAAAAAACAAAUCUGCGAGCAAUGUUUACAUCUGACAAAUGGGUGAUUAGUAGGUGGGCUAAGUUACCAAGGGGGAAAAGUGCAACACAUAUUGUCUUGACGGCAACAUUCUGGAGUCAGGUUUCUAAUAUUUUGAAGAUAAUGGGGCCUCUUGUUAAAGUGUUGCGAUUAGCUGAUAAUGAGAAAAAACCUGCCAUGGGGUACAUUUAUGAAGCUGUGGAUAGAGCUAAGGAGGCUAUUGCAAAGGCAUUUGAAGGGAAUGCUGCAAAGUAUAAAGAUAUCUUUAAGAUUAUUGAUGAAAGAUGGCAAUGCCAAUUGCAUCAUCCAUUACAUGCUGCUGGACAUUAUUUAAAUCCAGAGUUCUUCUUUCAAAAUCCAGGUAUUGAGAAUUGUCAAGAAGUAACAGAUGGGUUGUAUGCUUGUAUUGAAAAAUUGGUUCCAAGCACUGAAGUACAAGACAAGAUCAUAUCAGAGAUAGCAUUGUACACAAGAGCUGAACAACAAUUUGGCCUUCCUAUUGCAAAAAGAGCUAGAACGAAAAGAUCUCCUGUUGAAUGGUGGAAUUUAUAUGGUAAUUCAGCUCCCAAUCUCCAAAAAUUAGCCAUUAGAAUUUUGGGUUUAACAGCUAGUUCUGCUGGAUGUGAGUGUAACUGGAGUGUGUUUGAGCAUAUCCAUACCAAAAAAAGAAACAGAUUGGAGCAUCAAAGAUUGAAUGAUCUAGUGUUUGUUAAGUAUAAUCGUGCUUUAAAAGCUCGUUAUGACUUGCGGAGUGUCAUUGAUCCAAUCUCGUUGGAUAACAUUGAUCAUAGUAAUGAAUGGUUGGUUGGGAAGAUGGGUAUUAAUAUGGAAACAGAAGAUGAAUUGGUGUUUGGUGAUGACAACUUAACUUGGGGUGAUGUUUCAAGAGCGUCGGGCAGUGAGGAUGUGUUGGCAUACACAAGGCGACAAAAGAGACAGUCGGAAGUUAUUACAACUAAUGCCUCAAGUUCCCGAGCUCCACGUGUUGACAUAGAAGAUGAGGUUGAUUCAGAUGAGUCAGGGGAAGAAGAGAUUGAAGGCUAUAAAUCUAGUGAUACUGAUACCAAUGAGAAUCACCCUAUUGAGGAAGAUGAUAUGGAAGAAUAUUAUUCUAGUGAUUAGAAAGAAGUAGAAUAUAUAAGCAACAUAUGUUUUGAUAAACCAAUCUUCAUUAUAAGCACUAUAUAUUUAC